GUGAUUUUACCGGAUAUCCACAGAGUUUUUUUCUCAUUUAAAGAUUUCUCAGAUAAACAGGAAAAUAUUAUAAUUAAUUAAAAUAUUUAUUUAGAAUUUUAUUUGCGCUUAAUAUUAUCGACAUAAUUUACGUUUAGGAGAUUUAAAACUCGACUUUUCGAUGAACCCGGCCGAUUAAAGUUCCAUUAUAUUUAAUUUUUACGCGGAAAAAAGGUUUAUUAAGCUAAAACGAUUUUAGCCAUUAAUAAAAUCGUCACGCUCCACGACAAAGAAGUGCACCAGGAAGAGUUAAAAAGGCACCCGGGGUAAAAUACGUGAUCGGAUUAAAAUGAAAGUUUCUAGUUUAAUAUUAAAAAUGUUGUUUGUUGUAUCGGCGGUCUCUCUAUUUGUCAAUCUCGUACAAAGAGGAACGAUUUAAUUGUGAAAAACAGGAAGACCGUCGAAGGUAAUGCGCCGCGACGUCUGCCUCGGCAAACACCGCAGGUGUGGCUACCAGAGACCCCCACAGCUCGGUUAUUGGUCUAUCCAGCAUCCGCCAAUGGCGGCUUUGGCGACAAGAUCGUCUCAUUCCCAGUUCGUCCAUUAAUGAUGUAACCGCCCAGAGAUCGUACUGCAAGUCAGUGGAUCGGGCUUUGGAGUUCCGACUCUUCCACUGCGCGCUCGAUGACCGCCGGGGAAAGAUGCGCCACCUCUCUAAUUCCGUUUAAUGGUUUCGUGCAAUUUUUAACAUCGUUUCUAAAUCGUCGAGAGAAAACCUAAAAUUAUUAAUAUUUGGAUUACAUUUUUUGAAAUUUUUAUUUUAUGUUCUUUAAAUAUUAAGAGAACUUUUAAUAAAGUCGGUGAAAAUGGGAAAACGUCCUCGUUCCGGACUUCCACCCGCCGUAACUACCGCGCAUGCGUUCAAUCGCAGACGGAAAAUGGAGGCGCACCUGAUGGCAUGGACAGCUGACGGAGGUGUUCCAUUAUUUACACGAAGAACCGGCGAUGUCAAAGCGUUACCGUUUGCGGCCGUGGGGACGCUGAACGGCAUGCACAUGUUUUCCAGUCUGCACAACUCGGAACUACUGAGUACGGUAACCGGAGACGGAAAGUUAUUGUGGAGGUCGUAUCACAAAAGCGUGGUGUUGAUCAUAAUCUGCAGCGACGACAACGCCUGCGAUUCUCACAUCGGUCGCGUCCUAGAUAACGUCUUUGCCGCCAUGGUCACGUGUGUGGGACUAGAUAACCUUUGCAAUAUCCAAAACGUGGAGAGAUUAAAGAGGGACCUCAAGGUAUGCUAUAACCUAGUAGAUCACAUUCUUUUACAAUUAGACGAAGAUCAGUUAACUGUCGGAGAUCUGAUCGGAGUGGUCGAUUGCAUCCUGUGUCAUAAAAGUCCCUCGUUACAGCACUGUUUGGAAUCAUUCGUGGAGACGGCGGAAAGUGCCUACGGAUGUCUUUUAGUUAGGGGGAAGAUCGCCCUGGCCACCAAGAAGUGGUGGUCCCUCGACAAUCGGGAAUUAGUCUUGCUUUCCGCCUACGUCAAUUCUUCGACCAAGACCGUGUCCAGAGACAUUCCCAUUUAUCUACCGGCCAGUUGCCCCAACGUUUGCAACAGAUUGCUGACGUUCCAGUUAACUCAGGGAAUCGAAUUGUGUGUUUUGUGUGGACCCAAUAUUUCCUUAUCGCAAUUGGAAGAGGAGAUUCCGAAACAUUGGAAAGCCGUCUUCGAACAAUUAAAGUGCGUAUCUAGUCUCCAUCCUAGAAAUUUUCCUACCUCCGUCACCAUCGAUCGAAACAUUUUGGGAUUCAUAUUAAUAGAAUCUCGGAAGCGGUGUAUUUGUAGCGUGCAGCCUCUGGAAGAAGACAACGGCCGACCCAAAGACGGCAAGUGCCUGAGUCUCAGGAGGCGGCAGGAAAUUUUGAGGAUGCUUUACAAGAUGGCGGCUGGAACUUACUUCUCCGGCGCCGAAAAGGCCAACGACGCGGAUUCGUCAGAGAAUCGGCACGGCGCUCGAGAAGCCUACACUUGUUCCGAAUACUACAAAAGCUACAUCUUACAAGAAGGAUCCAAUCAGCUGUAUCUUCUAUUCGCCGCCGGUGUGGCCACCUUCGCCAUGAGGGCAGUGGCGCACAGGACGUUAAAGACGCUCACCUCUCAAAAAUUCUAUCAAAUUUAAAGAUUAAUAUAAUUCACCCUUCGGCAGACGUUCUACCGUUUCUAAUAUAUUCGUCACGCUCCGUCAUUUCGUUUCCAAAGAUAUUUUUCGCAAUAAAUUAUAGAAAUGUAUUCCCUUUUUCGGCCGGUCGGACAGAAGAAUAUCCUAUGUAAAUAUGUGUUUAUAUAUUGUGCAAUUUUUCCAAAAUCACUAUUUUAAUAAGUAUAAACACUUGGCAUUUAUGUAAUUACACUCGACUAGUCAUUAAAAUUGUGAAAAAGCUUCAUCCGGUUGGUUUGCGGACAACUUGUAAAUAAGACUAAUUUAUAUUGUAUAUAGUAUUUUAAUAAAUUUUGUAUGAUUUGUCUGUCACCGUUUUCGUGGAAAAUAAAAUACUCCGUUAAGACCUGAACACUUUAUUGCUUCACAAAGAUCGAUUCUACAAAGAAUUUUUAAGCAAGAUUUUAAAAAAGGAAGAGAGGAAAAAACAAAAAAUACAAUGCACAAUGUAUUUACAGUUUUGCA
Centruroides sculpturatus (bark scorpion) is the source of this 2663-nucleotide messenger RNA. RefSeq names its product protein fuzzy homolog (gene fy). The transcript is spliced from 10 exons. The coding region runs from base 846 to 2159 and encodes 437 amino acids. The record is from RefSeq and is a predicted model, not a curated record. Lineage: Eukaryota; Metazoa; Arthropoda; Arachnida; Scorpiones; Buthidae. Gene Ontology annotation, biological process: vesicle-mediated transport; non-motile cilium assembly.